AACUGUAAACCACGAACCACAAGCCACAACGCGUAAGCUAAACAAAGGAAGAAGUUUCCAUCUUCCUCGUCACUCGAUAUCCCAUCAGUCACGCAACCUUCCCGAAAUAAUUCAUUUAUUAAGGCAACAGCUGUUCGAAUCCCAAUGGCAUCAGCAGCUUCCAUCAAACCCAUCGCCACCAUCAACCUCAGGCGUCUGGUCGACCGACACGGGACCAGAUUCUUCUUCUGCCACUGUCGUAGGAGCAACCCAGAUACAUGGAGAGCCUAUAGAGAUGGCCCUGCUCCUCCUGACGGAUUCCCCCGUCUCCCUGGCCGUGGGCCUCCUCGUGCUCUUCCUCCUCUUCCGCUUCGCCUUCAAGUUCUUCAUCCUCCUCCUGCUCUUCCUCGUCUGCUCCAACUUCGUCCUCGUCAUUCGAUGACCUCUCCGCCGCCCCCCUCCGGUUCCUCCCCCGCUAAAACGGUGAGGAUUGCGAUAAAGGGGAGAGUGCAGGGCGUGUUCUAUAGGAACUGGACCAUCGAGAAUGCGACUCAACUGGGUUUGAAAGGUUGGGUUAGGAACCGUAGGGACGGCUCCGUCGAAGCACUGUUCUCGGGGAAGCCCGAGUCGGUGGAAGAGAUGCAGCAGCGGUGUCGGCGGGGGCCGCCCGCCGCGGUGGUCACUGGCCUGGAGGUUUUCCCUUCCACUGAUGAUCCGGGCACUGGAUUCAAGCGCAUACCGACCGUUUGAUCGAUUUGUGUAGAGACAGUGAGUUGUUGCCAAUAUUCUUACUUUACCAUGUAACGUUACUUUUGUUCCUAUAGUAGCAAUAGUACCCUUCUGCAUCUAAUUGAGGAUUUGUGUGGGAAAGGAGGAUAUUUCUUACGCCGCUUGAUUAUGGCAAUUUUUUCAUAUCAAGCGUUGUAAGCAUCAUUUUAAUAGUUUUCUUGACAUUGUGGGAAUAAAUGCUUACCUUACCUUA
This is a messenger RNA of Syzygium oleosum, 961 nucleotides long. RefSeq lists its product as uncharacterized. The record is from RefSeq and is a predicted model, not a curated record. Gene Ontology annotation, molecular function: acylphosphatase activity. NCBI's taxonomy places the organism in Eukaryota, Viridiplantae, Streptophyta, Magnoliopsida, Myrtales, Myrtaceae. Bases 145 to 729 code for a protein of 194 amino acids. The transcript is spliced from 2 exons.